Metarhizium album ARSEF 1941 is the source of this 1602-nucleotide messenger RNA. Its product is annotated as hexokinase-1. Gene Ontology annotation, cellular component: cytosol; mitochondrion. The record is from RefSeq and is a predicted model, not a curated record. Gene Ontology annotation, molecular function: fructokinase activity; D-glucose binding; ATP binding. Bases 1 to 1602 code for a protein of 533 amino acids. Lineage: Eukaryota; Fungi; Ascomycota; Sordariomycetes; Hypocreales; Clavicipitaceae. Gene Ontology annotation, biological process: glucose 6-phosphate metabolic process; intracellular glucose homeostasis; glycolytic process. The transcript has 3 exons.
AUGACCAGUUUUCGAAAAGCCUUCAUUGCCACAAUCUUAAAGAGCCUGCUUCGAGGCAAGUCUCUGAUACAAGCAUUACUGUCCAUCCGGGUCAAUCCUGGAAUAGCCAAGGGUGGCAAAGGGAAGCCAACAAGAACGCUACAAGAUUUUCUCAAAGAUGCCGAGGCUGCACUUCUCGGCCCUGUUAGUGGCGAUGGUCUCCUCGAGCUUUCCGCGAGACUGAGAAAACAAUUUGUCAAACGGUUGCAAACAGAUGAGCAGUGUAUGCUGCCGUCGUAUAGCCAUCAGCUGCCGCUAGGUAAUGAAUGUGGGCAGUACCUGGCUCUGGAUGUUGGUGGUUCAACUUUGAGAGUCGCUGUGGUGGAACUGAGAGGUCGUGGAAUGGCUGCUGAAAAGCAGAGCGAAAUCAUCAGUAUGCGCAGCUAUCGGAUCGACAAGGACAUUAAGGAUCUAGAGGGAAUGAACUUUUUCAACUGGAUGGGCCAGAAAAUUGCCGAGACCCUUGCCGCAACAGGUCAACAGGAGAAUUCUGAGGCGAAACCCUUCCCUAUUGCCUGUGCUUGGAGCUUCCCGAUCGAACAAACUUCAUUGGAAAGCGGCAAGCUUCUUCCAAUGGGCAAGGCAUUCUUGGCAGACAGAGGCUUAUUGGGUGAGGAUCUUGCUGGAAUUAUCAAGCAGGCUUGCAAAAAGUCUGGUCUUCACGUCAAACUGCGUGCCCUCCUAAACGACUCCAGUGCCUGCCUAUUAUCACGAGCCUACUCCUACACAUCUACUCGAUUUGGCCUUAUUCUAGGCACGGGCGUUAACCUGGCGGCAUACAUGCCCGUCCUGAGUGUUGGCAUGAAGAAAUUUGGAGUACGGCCCGAGGGUUGGUAUCAGGAAGCCAACCACGUCAUCGUCAAUACUGAACUCGGAAUGUUUGGUCACGACAUUUUGCCCCUGACAAGAUGGGAUCAUGCGCUGAUCAAGCGGCAUCCCCGUCCUUAUUUCCAACUUCUCGAGCAUCUUGUUAGCGGCAUGUACCUUGGCGAGAUUGUCAGACUGGCACUUAUUGAAGCUAUCGAGACGACUGGACUACUUGGCGGUGUUGUGCCUCGUUCUUUGAGGAGCGAUUACUCGCUGGGCACUGACACAAUCUCUGCAAUCGAAAGUGAUACCUCACCAAAACUCGAGGACGCCAUAAAAGUCUUUUCGGAUCGACACCCAUCAUCAUAUAUUCCCACUAGUUCGGACCUUUGUGCUAUCAAAGCCAUUUCAACCUUUGUUUCUAUUCGAUCCAGCGCUCUCGUCGCUACUUGUGUUUAUACCAUGUGGGACCUGCGUCUGGACUUUGAGCAGCGAUAUGUCGAUACGUUACCUGAGUCGUCACCAGAGCGUGAGCGUGUCGAGGCCGACAUGAGGCUGGCGGAUACCACGGUUGCGUUCAACGGCAGCGUCAUCGAAAACUAUCCCGGCUACCUCGAAAACUGUCAACGCUACUUGGACGAGUUGAUGGAAAGCAAAGGCUUACCUGAGCCACGAAGCAUCACUCUUGUUGCCGCCAAGGAGAGCUCACUGAUGGGGGCUGCCGUUGCAUUGGCAUGUGUGGAGCGAGAUGAUUGA